AUGAGUUCUGUCGUAGACAUACGCUGCCUCAAGUUCGAACUCUUCGCUGGUGAUGGAGUCGACCGCCGAGAAAUCGUGCAGGACGGCCGUGGCACCAUCUCGGCAAUCCUCAUUCGCUCCUACGAGGUGCGCGGUAGCAUUGAGCUUGAGAUUCCCCACGUCAUCCGAGUACAUGUCAAGCACCAGCGUAACUUUGGGAAUGCCGCGGGGCGCAGGCGGAACACAAUCCAGCCUCAGGCUGACCACCUCGUCGUUCUUCCUGACCUCGGGAACCUCGCCUUGGAAGACCGAGACGACGACUGCCGUCUGGCCGUCUACCGUCGUGGUGAGGUGGAAAGUCUUGCUGGCUGGCAGCAUUGUCCACCGCUGAAACACGCGCAACGCCUCGCCGCCGACGGUCUCGACGCUCAGCGUUCGCGGCUGCAGAGAGAACCUUCCGAGGAUGUCCGAGUGUCUCUCGUGUCCGGCAAGGACGUCGGCGAGGACGGCGGCGCCGAAGGUGACGGCUUCGUCAUGAUCCAGGUUCUCCGGUACUAG
Molecule: messenger RNA, 537 nt
Organism: Colletotrichum higginsianum IMI 349063
Lineage: Eukaryota; Fungi; Ascomycota; Sordariomycetes; Glomerellales; Glomerellaceae
Exons: 2
Coding region: 1-537 (178 amino acids)
Source: RefSeq, a predicted model, not a curated record